AAAACAGACGGACGCACACAAGCGAAAGAACAUGGAGGGGGGAGGAGAGAGAAAAUAGAGGGGGAAUAAAUAAAAAGAAAUAAAGUGAGGGGGGAGGCCGGGAGGGGAGGGUUCCAUUUCCCCAAGUACUACACGAGGGAGAGAGGAGAGGGGGAGCAGAGAGAGAGAGGGGCAGAGACCAGCAGGUCUCCCCCAGCACACUACUUGAGGCAGCAGAGGCCAGAAGCGGCAGUCGUAACCAAGUGGCAUCAGUAGAUAGAGCCCAUCCAUCUAUCUAGCUCUACUGGUAUAGAUCCUCUCGCAUCGGUAGGAGGGCGAGGGCGAGGGUGGGGAGGAGGGCACGGGAGAGGCCGCCACCAGGCCAACUACCUAGUGGGGGAGGGCCGGAGGGUGGGGGAUUUCUCGGGGGAGGAGCGCCCGGGAGGACCUGAUUGGGGGCUCCGGGCCGCGAUCUCUGAGCGCAGAUUUGGUGCCUGCGAUCUGCCAUGGAUUCGGUUUAGGUUUGGGGAGAUCGAUCGGCUUCUCGCCACGAGAUCUAGAUUCGAUUUUUGCGCCUGUUUUAUUCGCGAGUUGUAGAAGAGGAGGAGCAAAUAAAUCAACAGGAGGAAGAAUUUCUCGGGGUGGGCAAGGGAGAAGGCAUGAUGCUGGAAGGGAAGCCCUACCUCGUCUCGCGCUCCCUGCCGAGCUCCUGCGAGCCCGAGACGGAGUGGGCGUACCUCGCGCACGAAGUCCUCAGCGGCAAGCGCCCGGCGCCGGAAGAAGUUGAGGAAGCUGACGGCGGCGGCAAGCGCAGCAAGCCGCCGUCUCCGCAGCCGCACACGCCGGACAUCGCUGAGGGCCACGGCUCCAGCCGCCAUGCCUCCGGUGGUGGGGAGCAACAGGGCACUGGGAGCAACCCCAUUAAUUCUAUCGGCCGUGACCUGACCAUCAAUUGCCUCCUCCGGCUAUCCCGGUCAGACUACGGCUCGGUGGCCUCCCUCAGCCGGGACUUCCGCUCCCUGGUCCGCAGUGGGGAGAUCUACCGCCUGCGGCGCCAGAAUGGGGUGGCGGAGCAUUGGGUCUACUUCUCCUGCAAUGUUCUUGAAUGGGAUGCAUAUGACCCAUAUCGAGAUCGCUGGAUCCGGGUGCCCAAGAUGCCACCAGAUGAAUGCUUCAUGUGCUCCGAUAAGGAAUCACUUGCAGUCGGCACUGAGCUGCUUGUGUUUGAGAUGGCGCGUAUUGUGUUCAGAUACAGCAUCCUAACCAAUUCAUGGACGAGGGCUGAUGCAAUGAACUCCCCCCGCUGCCUGUUUGGGUCAACAAGUGUUGGGGAGAAGGCCUUCGUAGCUGGAGGCACCGAUUCUAUGGGCACCAUACUGAGCUCUGCAGAGAUGUAUGACUCUGAGUCACAUACCUGGACGCCUCUCCCCAGCAUGAAUAGGGCAAGGAAGAUGUGUUCUGGGGUUUUCAUGGAUGGCAAGUUCUAUGUAAUAGGUGGCGUAGCCAACAACAACAAAGUACUGACUUGCGGGGAGGAGUAUGACUUGAAGAGGCGGUCUUGGAGGAUCAUCGAGAACAUGUCUGAAGGCCUCAACGGAGUGACUGGUGCUCCUCCCCUUAUUGCAGUUGUCAACAAUGAGCUCUAUGCUGCUGAUUAUAGUGAGAAGGAUCUCAAGAAGUAUGACAAGAAGAACAAUAAGUGGAUCACUCUUGGAAAGCUGCCUGAACGGUCUGUCUCCAUGAAUGGGUGGGGGCUUGCUUUCCGAGCAUGUGGUGACCGAUUGAUUGUCAUCGGAGGCCCGAGGACCUAUACUGGUGGUACUAUUGAGCUCAACUCAUGGAUCCCAAAUGAUCAGCCGCCUGUGUGGAAUAUGAUUGCCAGACGGCCAUCUGGGAACUUUGUGUAUAACUGCGCCGUGAUGGGUUGCUGAGUCCACUGAAUAAAAGAUGAAUGAAGUGGAUAUUUAUGAAGGAUUGUAUGCUCAGAGGCGGCUUGUCCAAUUGCUUCAGCCCUUAUUCUUCGUAGCGAUUUCUGCCUUCUGCCCAGUUCUGGAAUUAACUGGACAUCAGCUGAUUGUCAGCAGUCUCAUGUAACCCUUGAGUUCUAAUACUUCUAUUUCCCUGCUAAUCCAUUUCCACAUUUGCAUUUGGAUCAACUGCUCGUGAUUUCAAAGAUACGAGACUAGGCAAAACAAAUGUCAUAUUAAUAAUCUAGAAAAAAACUUUCAGAGGGUUUUUAUCUAUUGAUGUGAGGAACCUGUUAAGAAAUACUUGAUUCGCCUGCAGUUGCAACAAAUGCUAAUUCUUUUUCAUCCA
Messenger RNA from Panicum virgatum (switchgrass), 2295 nucleotides. Its product is annotated as F-box/kelch-repeat protein At1g74510-like. The record is from RefSeq and is a predicted model, not a curated record. NCBI's taxonomy places the organism in Eukaryota, Viridiplantae, Streptophyta, Magnoliopsida, Poales, Poaceae. The coding region runs from base 639 to 1910 and encodes 423 amino acids. The transcript has 3 exons. Gene Ontology annotation, cellular component: nucleus. Gene Ontology annotation, molecular function: protein binding.